AAGCAAAAACUGAGAGAGAAAGUGCGGCCGAUAAUUGACCUGAUCCAAAGGGGUACGUUAAGGGUUCCACAACACAUUGAUCAGCCUAAGAUCAGCCAUGAACCAGAACAAGCUAAAUUGGGGCCCAUCCCACGUCACUAUGUACCCGUCAUAUUCUUGUUUUCUUUGUGGAUCUUCUUUUCUAUUGGUGAAAACUCUCUCCUGUAUUCUCUCUCUGUGAUAAUUACAAUCCUCCUGAAAGGGUCCCUGAUGUCCCGUUUGAUGAUCUUCAGAUGUACAUCGCGCCUGCUGUGGGUAAUACUUGGGUCCGGUGUGAUAAUACUGCCAAAAUACAUCAUC
Messenger RNA from Staurois parvus, 339 nucleotides. Lineage: Eukaryota; Metazoa; Chordata; Amphibia; Anura; Ranidae. The record is from the annotation of a GenBank genome assembly.